Messenger RNA from Harpia harpyja (harpy eagle), 9869 nucleotides. It is a transcript of the gene STYK1, whose product is annotated as serine/threonine/tyrosine kinase 1. NCBI's taxonomy places the organism in Eukaryota, Metazoa, Chordata, Aves, Accipitriformes, Accipitridae. Gene Ontology annotation, biological process: positive regulation of kinase activity; multicellular organism development; protein phosphorylation. The record is from RefSeq and is a predicted model, not a curated record. The coding region runs from base 4225 to 5502 and encodes 425 amino acids. The transcript has 10 exons. Gene Ontology annotation, cellular component: signaling receptor complex. Gene Ontology annotation, molecular function: ATP binding; transmembrane receptor protein tyrosine kinase activity.
UUGGUGAUAGGUACUUUCUAGUUCUUCUAAGGUCUCUGUGGGCAUUCUUUCCAGGGGAUAGCUGGCUCCUUUUUGUGUGACACCCUGCAAUUUACUCCAUCCAGAGACUGGCUGUUCAGGUCGCUGUAGCUCUGUUCACUACCUUCUAGGUUUUGCCAAGAGGAGCUGUUGGGUUCUUACUGGAAAAUGGGAACAGUGUAAAAAUGCGGUGGCAAAGAGCAGGAACGUAAAAGGAAAAUUUAUAUCUUUAACAAAAAGAACGUAAGAAACUGAAAGAGAAAAGGUUAAAAUAACAGAGGAAUAUGCAUACAUACUGUGCUCAGGAUGUUGGUUGCCUAGGACAAAAGCACUUAGGAAGUAGAGCGGAACUGAAUGCAUAUGAUACGUGCUGCACCUAACUUACAGUCUAACAGUUCAUCUGUCAGCCCUGCAGUUCUGGGAGAAGGUGUGGCCAAGCUACCAAGUUACGCUGCAGAUAUGUACUGAUUUUGAGAGCCCAAAGAGCUCCUGCUCAGGGAAGUUAUUUCUUUGAAGAAGAGGAAGAUAAUGGAAUUUAGCCCAAAUGUAUGGUAUCUAACUUCUGACAUUUGACCAAGACAUGUAAAUCAGGAGCAAGGUUACCCUUUGUACCUGUGACAUCAGUGUAGGGAGAGAAGAUUUUAGUCCUUGAAUUGCUUUACAGAAGUUAUUAUGACCUUGUAUUGACUAUACAGAGAACCUAUGGCAGCUAUGACCUUAACUUAGUUUUUCAGCUGUGUUGAAUGAAUCCCAGCUUCUGGGCCUGGAAAAUCUGCCAAAGAAGCCAAAGGGGAAAACUGUAUUGUAGCCUACUUAGAGCAUCUAACCAACCUUCAGGAUCUUUCCUGAGCAUCUGGUUUGAGAAGAGAGGGCUGACCAGACCAGUGACUGCAUGAAACUGUGCAAAUGAAAUUUCCGUUUGAUUUAAGAACAGAGUUGGAAAUGAUCAGGUCUAAUUUUGCAGGGGAGCAGGGGAAAAAGACUAUUAUUAGAUGUGCCUAACCCUGAAUAGAGAAAGUGCUGGCAAAUUACUGGACCUUCAACUGGCUGAAGACGCUUGAUGCAUAAUCCUUCAGUCAUUUCAUUUUUAUAAGGAGAAGCUCUUUCUUUAUUUCUUUUCAUGUAAUGCUACCCCCUCCUAGCCUUUGUUCCUUUGGAAAUUUUAAAUAACAAAAACUGCAGGGAUAAACUGAAAAUCACACUAGAACUAUCAUUUUCAAGAAAAAUCUAAAUAUUAAAUAGGCAAAUGAAUUGUUCUCAAGUCAGAAGACCUGCCAUCUUGAGAGCCAAAGCGCAUGUGGCAGAACAGAGACUUGGGAUAAUGGUGGGAGUUUUUCUUUCACUUCUAGAUCAUCUGUUCUGAUUCUUACCCCAUUAGGGGAUGAAUGGCUGGCUUGCAGAAACAAAAGAACAGGUACUGAGCUUUUCAACCUCUGUGGGCUUAGGCUGACCAAAAGAUCAGUCACAGUCUAUCACCUAUAAGCCACAGUUUUAAAUCUUACAUUAGGAUGUGAAAGUAAGUCAGAGACCUUACUGCCUCUAAAUUACUGCAGAAAAAGUGAAUGCCACAACAUUUAAGAAGGGGAUCCCUUCAUCUGAAGCUUGCUUUUUCUGGUCCAGCAGCAGUUACUUGGAGCGUGCUUACCUUCUAGAAGCUGAACUGCAAAAUUAGCACCCUUGUUAACAGUCUCAGUGCAUAGGAUAAAGACUGGAUGGCUUGUGGUUGAAUUGCCGCUUAGUCCCAGAAACACAUCUUGAGGCCACUGAGCAGCUGCUCUGUGAUUUGGGUGGUUGCUAUAGCUGUCUUGGAGAUGAAGAGGACGUUUUUGUUAAUAAGACUGCCAGUCUACUGCCUUUCAGUGUGCCUAAUCAUACUUGCUUAAGGAAAAAACAGAAGGACCGAGGCAUUUAAACCAUGUUUUCUUUGUGGAUGUGCACACAAUAUAAGACUUACAGCAGAAUUUUGUUUUUCACAGGACAAAACAUGACGAUAAAUGACUGCUGUCCCUUAACUAAACAGGGGGAGGGGCUUGUGGAUCAGUGAGGAAGAUUAUAUAGUCUGAGGCCUGAACCAUUGAAAUAUCUUCUCCAACCAGUCUGACAGGGAGCACAGCAGAAAGAUUGACUGGGGAAGCUAAAAGCAGCAGCGCUUGCUGCUUUUGCAUAUGCAUACCUUGAAUAUUAACCCUUUGCCUUUCCCACUCUUUCCUCUGCAGUUGGGGGCUUUAGAAACUGUGAAAGAAGGACCAAAAGGAGGAGUAUUGCCAAUUAGCAUAUUUUUAAAGAGGAAUCUGAAUAGGUUCACCCAGCUGCCCUUGGGGAAGGUGCCUGUGGAAAGUAACACAUUUCAGUAAAGAACUCAUUUAAAUGAGGAACUGUCGUUUGCAUUUUAGCCACUUUUUAAUGGGGAAUGGGGUAUAGGACAGAUCCUCUGCUCCUUCAUGAAGAAAAUACUGCUGAGAGUCAAUGCAGCUUAGUACCAGAAUAAGAGGAAAAUUAAAACCAGAGUCUGAGCCUAUGCUCUGCAGCUGUCGUGAUCUAACUCAAGAAAAUUUUCAGUCUGAAAGAUGUCUCUCCUGGUUUCUCAGGGGCUGAAAGUCCACAUCACAGAGCUAUUUCGCUUAUUCUAUUUUGCCCACUUCUGCCAGUCUCUGUAGAGAGAUCAAGCAAUGAAGAAAACCACUCCUGGUUUUCACCAUUUUGCAUGCAUGGACAGUAAAUGCCAGGUGGAAGAAUAAUCCCAGAGAGAAGCUUGGGAUGUACUGGCGUACAAACAUAUUGAUACACAGUCUCUCUUGUGGAUAAAUUAACUACUGUGUUUCAGUAUCUAAAGCUAUUGCCUCUACCACAACUAAAAUUUUCCCAUAACAAAAUAAUACACACAGCACCAAAGUGUUAAUAGGAGUAGGUAAGUUUUGCUCAAACAGUUGGCAGAGAUCAUAUCAUCUUCUACAUCUUCCCAAAGCCACCUGCAUUGUGUUGUUGACUGUGAAAUGAACUUUGUCUCUCAAUGAUAGGUCUCAUGUUGUUUCCUCUUGUAAUACAACUGCCUCUCACUUGUAUGAAGUAGGUAAGCAAAUAAUCUUGUACAGACUCAUACAACCAGGAGUCAGGAAUCUGAAACUCUUAACACAAGAUUUUUCAGUGAUAGGGGAGAGCAGGCCAACAGCUGGGACUUCCAUACAGUGGUUGGGUGGGAAGAAAGUCCCCAGAACUAAAACACUGAGGAACUGAGGUGCAAUGAAGAUUACGCAAUGCAGCUGCUGGGGACUGAGGGCACCAGCAGAGCACAACGGUGACCCCAAGGGCAUCACAGCAGGAAAAGGUCACAAGGCAAGUUCAAGAGUAUUAUCCGGUCUAGUUGGGGAGCUCAGGAUAGAUUUUGAAGGGGUUUUGUAAGUGAGGGUCGUUGCCAGGGCUGUGUGGGAGCUCUGGGCUGGACUGGUGGGAGGAAAGGGCAGGAGAGAACUGAUGGCAGGGCUGGAAAAUGCUGGCAGAAUGCAUGGACAGCCCGAGCAGGAGGGAUAUGAACAAGCAAGGCAGAAUGUGGAAAAAUCCUCUGUUGCUGCUGUCUGUUGUAGCAUGCUUUGGUAUUACCAGUCUUUUCUUUCUUUCUUCAUUUGCAGAUUGUGUUCCUGACAGAAAGCCUUCCAGUGUCUGGAGUCUUAGGGGGUUUGUACAGAUUUUCUGUUCCAAGAACCCAUUUUUUUCUAAACGUGAACCUGUAAUCUGAAGUGUAUGAUUUCUCUUUGUCACGUUAGCCUAUCCCUCUUGAUCUGUGUUUGCCUGCCUUUCAAAUUACACUCCAGGUCCCCUCCCGUGGACUCUUUUCUUUGCCUGUCUCUGUCAUCUGUGGGCGAGCAGCUGGUGCACGGAAGCCAGGCAGACCCGUUUUACAAGUGUGUGCCUACCUGUCAUCCUGUGUGUUGGACGUACACUCAUGUGAUCUCCCUGGGGAGACAGCUGAGAAGACCUUGAGGAAUAAAGAAUUGAAGCUGGGCAGGUCUGGGAUAGGAAGAUCAGUGAGGAGGAACUUAGUAAUAAGAAUUGCAACCACACAAGGCAACCAUCAGUGUUAUUCAGGAGCGGUCUCGGACAAACUGGGAACCGGCAGCAGGCGAGCUUCAGGAAGAGACUACCGCAGGGCAAGAGAAGUGGUGUAGUUCAGAAGACAGAGGUUGGAAACCCACUUGCUUGUAAUUGAACAUGGCAGGGGAUGUAAAAAGAUUCACACGCAUGCUACUGGAGUGCAACAGCAAUGACAAGCUAUGUGUUGUGCGUGAAUAUCAGACUGAAGUGAUUGUUGUCCCAGUUCUCCUUGUGGGUUUUUUUGUCAUCGUGCUAACUGUGAUCCUUUGGCUCCACUGUCGAGGCUUGCGAGCAAAGCAGGAGCAAUCAUCAUCAUCUGAACACCAAGUGAAUGACAAGAAUCAGCAGGAAUCCAGCUCAACAGAGAACCACUAUAUCCAGCUGAGUGAGACAUCUGUGGAGAGCCUGCUAAAUUCUGCAUCCUUGACGCUGAAAGAACUGGAGAUACCACGAGAGAAACUCUCACCAGGCACCUUGCAGCUGAUAAAACAUGGCCGCUAUGGGAGCAUCUACAGAGCACAGUUGGAAACUGGGAACCCCAGGAAGACUAAGACCGUAGUACUGAAAGUCUUACAAGACCUGGCUAGUCCCCAGGAAGUAAAGGACUUCCUGAGGAGGAUUAAAUUCCAUCAAAAUCUUGGCCAUCAUGAGAACCUGGUUAAAUUGGUUGGAUGCUGUGUAGACCAGCUCCCACUUUAUAUGAUCAUGGAAGAUGUGUCUCUUGGUGACUUGUUGACAUUUCUAUGGACAUGUCGGAAGGAUGUAAUGACAAUGGAUGGUAUCCCCUAUGACCUCACUGAGAGGCAAGUAUAUGAAGUUGGACAGCAGGUUGCAGCAGCUCUGGCUUACCUUGAACAGAAGAAGUUGUUCCAUGGUGACAUUGCUGCCAGGAAUGUCCUACUUCAUCACAACUUGACUGCUAAGCUCUGUGGUUUGGGUCUGGCCUAUGAAGCUCACACAUAUGGUGCCAACUCAGUCACACAGAUUGUGCCAGUCAAGUGGCAGGCACCAGAGCGGCUCCUGAAGAAACCCCCUAGCAUCAAGGCAGACAUAUGGUCUUUUGGAAUUCUACUGUAUGAAAUGAUAACAUUAGGUGCUCCACCAUAUCCUGAAGUGCCACCUUCUGACAUCUUACCGUACCUGCAGAGACAGAACAUUAUGAAGCAGCCCUCAAGCUGCCAGCAAGCCAUGUACGGCAUCAUGAAGUCCUGCUGGCAGUGGAAUGCAACUAACCGGCCUUCUCCAGCAGACCUGAUCCGGUCCCUACAAACAGCUGUAAAGACCAGCAAUGACCAUGCAGUACUGCAGGUGCCUGAGCUUGUGGUGCCUGAACUCUAUGCUAAUGUUGCUGGUGUUGAUGUGCACAGCCUAGUGAGGGAAUACACUAUACUCUGAAGGACCCUUUCACAUGUUGGUAAAGGAGAAGUCUCUGAUUUUGCCCUUUCUAGACUCUUUGCAAGCCCAGAGUGAGCUGCAUAUGUUGGGAGGGAUCCCUUUGUUUUUCAAACACAUCAAUAUAUAUCAGAUCUCUCCUCCAUACCAGAAACAACAAACUAUUAUCAUUAUUAUUAUUAAAUCAACCUGUUGAUAUCAUUCUGCCAGUGGUCAUUUGGGAACAAAGUGGGUUUAGGAAGCUGUAGAAAAUGUAAUGAGAAACUUGAGUUAAAGAAGUGUAUUGGGUUUGUGUGGCAAGGUUUUGGUAGUGGAGGUGCUACAGGGGUGGCUUCUGUGAGAAGAUGCCAGAAGCUUCCCCCAUGUCCGAUGAUAGAGCCAGUUCCAGAUGUCCCCAAGAUGGGCCUGCCGCUGGCCAAGGCUGAGCCCAUCAGCAACGUUGGUAGCACCUCUGUGAUAACAUAUCUAAGAAAUGGUAAAAAAUACUGCGCAACAGCAGCCGGAAGAGCAGAGUGAGAAUAUGUGACAGAAACAGCCCUGCAGAUACCCAGGUCAGUGAAGAAGGAGGGGAAGGAGGUGCUCCAGGCGCCGGAGCAGAGAUUCUCCUGCUGCCUGUGGUGAAGACCAUGGUGAGGCAGGCUGUCCCCCUGCAGCCCAUGGAGGUCCACGGUAGAGCAGAUCUCCACCUGCAGCCCGUGGAGGACCCCACGCCGGAGCAGGGGGAUGCCCAAAGGAGGUUGUAACCCUGUGGGAAGCCCGCGUUGGAGCAGGCUCCUGGCAGGACCUGUGGCCCCAUGGAGAGAGGAGCCCACGCUGGAGCAGGUUUGCUGGCAGGACUUGUGACCCCGUGGGGGACCCACGCUGGAGCAGUCUGUGCCUGAAGGACUGCAGCCCGUGGAAGGGACCCAUGCUGGAGCAGUUUGUGAAGGACUGCAGCCCGUAGGAAGGACUCAUGUUGGCGAAGUUCAUGGAGGACUGUCUCCUGUGAGAGAGACCCCACGCUGGAGCAAGGGAAGAGUGAGGAGUCCUCCUUCUGAGGAGGAAGGAGCAGCAGAGACAACGUGUGAUAAACUGACCCCAAUCCCCAUUCCCCCUCCCCCUGCACUGCUUGGGGGGAGGAGGUGGAGAAAAUGGGGAGUAAAGUUAAGCCUGGGAAGAAGGGAGGGGUGGGGGGAAGGUGCUUUAAGAUUUGGUUUUAUUUCUCAUUAUCCUACUCUGAUUUGAUUGGUAAUAAAUUAAAUUAAUUUUUCCCCAGGUCGAGACUGGUUUGCCAGUGACGGUAAUUAGUGAGUGAUCUCUCCCUGUCCUUAUCUCGACCCAUGAACCUUUUGUUACAUUUUCUCUCCCCUGUCCAGCUGAGAAGGGGAAGUGGUAGAGCGGUUUUGGUGGGCACCUGGUGUCCAGCCAGGGUCAACCCACCACAAGGAGGUUUCUGUAAAUCUCUCCCCAUCCUUUCUGUCCCGGGAAACUGCAUCAGUUGGGUAUUAAAACAGGAGAUGUACUGGGGAAUAUGCUAUGGGGCACAGCCCUAUAGGAAAAACCGUAUGGAGUAGGUAAUAAAAAUGGAUAGUUUCCUGUCCAUUCACUUAAGGACCUAUUCAAGACAGUUAGUUGUGUUUGUGCCUUUUUAAGUGUUCAGUAAAUGUCUGGGAUUUCUCCAGUGCUUUAUACUCUAGCUUCCCAUGGGAGAAUGGGUACUGUAUUAAAAAAAACCAAAAAACCAAAUCUGAAGAUCUGUGGAUGCAGAAGUUAUUACAUUAAUGUAAUACAUCUUCGUGUAGAGUGUACCUUCCCUGUAGUAGCUCUGGGUUCAAGCGAGUACUCCAAGACAAAAGGCGUAUUAUCCCAUGUUCGUCUCAGGAAAAAGUCCUUACAGACCUGAAUUUCUUAGGGAUGGUCCUUAACCAAGUGUUCAUUUGAGCAGAGCAGGUCAUUUGUUUAUGUGCUUCUAUUUUGAGUUGCUCAUUGCUGGGUUAAGUAUUUUGGUUUCUGAGGGACACCUGUCCAUGGUUAUAACAGCUACUGUGAAAACAGUAUGGAAAUGUUAAGAGUACACCAAAUAAGAAAGGUUGAUCUACAUUAAAAACAAUACAUGAUGAAAAUAAGCAUGCAUAGUGACAUUGUUGUGUGAUUAUGGUGAGAAUAUACCAUAGACUGUAUUUAUCUCUGUGGUGACACCUUUAUAUGAAUUCUGCAGUGAGGAUCUGGAUAUUGGCCAUGACCUUCUUAGCUACCCUGUGACAAGUGUGACAAUAUGUAGCAUUUUGUGAAUCCUGUGUUGAUAACAGAGCUACUUCAAGGUCUCACAUGUAAACAACACAGAUAACUUUGGUAAUCGUAUGGAGGAUAGGAACUUGUGCCCAGUGAGCUGCUGAAUAUGAACUCAAGAUUCAGCUUAAAAUAAUAAUGUGAGAAAGUUUAUGUACGUAGUUUUCUUAUAAGCCGUUUAUAUGCCAUGCAUUGAUCAGUGGAUACGUUUUAAUGUGAGUUCCAGGCUUGUUUCCACUAAAGAUUUCAAUGGCUAGGGUUGUUGCAGUGGUGAUUUAUGUGAAUGCACAUGAUUUGACUCUUCAGGUUAUGAGUAGGCUCUGGCUGCGCCAGUGCUAUUGCAGAAAAGUUAGUAGUGCCUAUGCUAAGGUUUACCCUAGCACAGCUGAGGGGUUGAAGUCCCAGUGGAAAUACACCUGUAUGUCUUCAGUGUCUGCCUGGAAGAGGGGCAUGACUCUUUAAUCAAAAAAAGUGGGGGUUUUGCUUGUUCAGUAUUUAUAUUUUAUAAUAUAAGCUGCACAAAGUUUAUCUGAAAAUAUUUGGUCAUUGAUUUUAAUGAACAUGCAAACUUUGUAAAAAAUCAGGGGCGGUUGAAGUCACAAACAUUUUUCCUUCAUUUCAAAAGAAGCAGAAUCAGUCUGUGAAAUUUUCUCAUCUGACUUCCACUGUUUGUGGUUUCUAAGUUGACAGUGCCUUAAUUUUUUUUUUCUCUAAUUAUUUUGGCACUUUGAGCAACAAAGGUUCUUGUAAAAAGAAUAAAUGCACAUUAAAGGAGUAGUUUUACUGUUCUGUGUGAAGAGUGGAUUCAAUGUUCACUCCGUAUCCCUCCAAUUAGCAUGACCCUUGUAUGUGUUAGGAGUCAAAGGGCAUAGAAACCCACAAAAGGCUAAUUGCAGUCAGUUAUAUUUAUUAGGUUUCAGCCUUUGGUGUAGUUGAAUCCCUGAUAAUUUCAGAACAAGUUGCAGGCCUGCAGCAUCCUAUAAGGCCAAAAUUAGGUGUUAGCCAUGUAGGAUGCAAGGCCGAAAAUUGGUGGUGUGAAAAAAGCUAAACGAUGGCUCAUCUAAAGGGGAAUAUUUACCCUGAAGGAAGUCUUCAACUGUCACUUCAGAUAUUAAACAUAUAUAGCUGUGAAAAGGAGCCUAGGUUCUGGUUUCCAUCAAAAUUUAUUGGUCUUCUUUCAAAGACAAUGUUAAAAAGUUUUCUCUUUUAAAUGCGAAAUAACAUCGAUGGAAUGAUUGUUUUUCCUAUAUCACUUAGGCUUUGUAAGAAACUAUGUUUCCAUCCAGAAAUAAAAGUAAUGUUAGUUCAUGCAGCACAUAUAUCACCACUAUAUACCAGAACAUUGCAAACUCCCAUGAAAGAGUGCUCAGUUAGCUUUCUGACUUUUUUUACAGUGUUGGCUAAUCGCCACCUUAAUGUCCAUAACCACUCUUGGUGUAAAUCUGGCUUGAAGAAUUGAAACAUCUUCUUUUCAAAAUGCUAAAAUAAUAACAUCCUCUUCUCUCUCCACUCACUUGAAAAGAGGUUCAAAGCUACCUGGUAAAUUUAGGUCAAAUUCACAGUUACCAGUCAGCCGAUACUAUUUUUUUGGUGAAUCAACUAUUCAUUAAAAAAACCAUUUGCUUAGUUUGAACCCCCCACCCAAGAAUGGGAUAUUCCUGAAGGUCUUGCCAGCUAAAGGUGGGUGUGUUUCAGGUAUGUAAUACAAUCUCAGAACGGUGAACAGCAUCGGUAGUGCUGCUGCAGACCUGAUGAAUAAUGCACAGUGGUUCAUAGGGAGCUUUGUUAAACGGAGAGAUAAAUGUGACAAAUGCAUCACUGUUUUCAAAGCUCCCUAUCUUGUUACAUCACAAAAAGCAAUGUUCUGGUUUACACGAGUCCUCGUAUUUUGUUUCUGUUAUCAAAGCUCUGAUCAAGGGAAUCUGUGGGAAUUCAGGAUGCUGAGCACCUCACAGCCUCUAACAAAAGAUCUGCUUUAGUUUCCCCUGAGAGCAAAUCUGUGCCAAGACCCUACUUAUGAAUUUGCCCACAGAAAGACAUUUUCCUGCUAUAUGAUAAGGUCUAAAUUUAAUUUCCUUUCAAUAAGGUGGCUUGAUUCUCAA